UGAAAAAGAAUGGAUUCCAUUCUUUGUCCUCUGUUUUCACGCAUAUAGUCAUUUCUGACGUCUCGGCUCGUCCUCCUUGAGAAAGGAUUUCAGCCGGGGCGCUGUCAACCUCAGCCCUGUCCGCGUUGCCAUUUUGUACCUGAACCCUGGCUGGAAUACAGUCGACCGCCGACAACCUACAGUAGAAGAGUUUCUUAAUUGUUCUUCGAUUCAGAUAGGAAAAUGCCAAAAGUAAAGACAAAUCGCAUUAAGUAUCCAGAGGGCUGGGAAUUAAUUGAGCCUACCCUUCGUGAACUUCAAGCAAAAAUGAGGGAAGCGGAGAAUGAUACACAUGAUGGUAAAAGAAAAUGUGAGACAUUAUGGCCUAUAUUUAAGAUUGCACAUCAGAAGAGUCGCUACAUAUUUGACCUCUACCACCGGAGGAAGGAAAUUUCAAAGGAAUUGUAUGAAUUUUGUUUAGAUCAGGGAUAUGCUGACCGCAACCUGAUUGCAAAAUGGAAGAAGCCUGGCUAUGAACGUUUGUGUUGCCUUAGGUGCAUGCAACCACGGGAUCACAACUUUGCCACCACUUGUGUUUGCCGAGUACCCAAGCAACUGAGGGAGGAAAAGGUCAUAGAGUGUGUUCAUUGUGGUUGUAGGGGCUGUGCAAGUGGGGACUGAGGGGCGAUUGAAUCUGGUCUCUGGUAUCAGAUGCGAGUAGACAUUUCUCAUGAUUAGUUUGCCUGCAUUGCUGAAAUGUGCGUUCCUUGCAAUCCAAAUUAGCCUUGUUUUCAAGGUUGUUGUAUUGUGAACUCUGUAAGGAUAAUUUGUGAUAACUAGCUAAGCAGUUUUUCUU
Messenger RNA from Neltuma alba, 835 nucleotides. RefSeq names its product protein BUD31 homolog 1. The coding region runs from base 223 to 660 and encodes 145 amino acids. Gene Ontology annotation, biological process: mRNA splicing, via spliceosome. The record is from RefSeq and is a predicted model, not a curated record. Gene Ontology annotation, cellular component: spliceosomal complex; nucleus. NCBI's taxonomy places the organism in Eukaryota, Viridiplantae, Streptophyta, Magnoliopsida, Fabales, Fabaceae. The transcript has 5 exons.